AUUGCCCAAGAGAGAAUUCCUAGUCAGCCAUGGGUGUCCGUACCAAGACCGUGAAGGGCUCUGCCGUCAAGAUCAUCGAGAAGUACUACUCGCGCCUCACCUUGGACUUCGACACGAACAAGCGUGUGUGCGAUGAGGUAGCCAUCAUCCCGUCCAAGCGCAUGCGCAACAAGAUCGCUGGUUAUAUCACGCACCUCAUGAAGCGCAUCCAGCACGGCCAGGUGCGCGGCAUCUCGCUCAAGCUGCAGGAGGAGGAGCGCGAGCGCCGCAUGGACUUCGUGCCGGAGGUCUCGGCCAUCGACACGGAGAACAUCGAGAUCGACAACGACACCAAGGACCUGCUGGCCCACCUGGACCUCAAGCUGGCCGGCGUGCACGUGCCCCAGCCUAAGGCCCGUGAGCAGCACCACCACCACCGCAACUAAGCGUCUUUCAGCUGAAAGCCUAGGUUGCUAUGUGCGGGUUGCUGUAGGAGGACUGUCUAGUCUUGUGGCAAAGCGCUUUUGCUGUUGCCUUUGAGAUGAACACAGUUUUGCUAUCUCGAUAAUCCCAUGGACAAUUCUUUCUUAU
Messenger RNA from Phytophthora sojae, 570 nucleotides. RefSeq lists its product as hypothetical. Gene Ontology annotation, cellular component: ribosome. The transcript has 2 exons. The coding region runs from base 30 to 425 and encodes 131 amino acids. Lineage: Eukaryota; Oomycota; Peronosporomycetes; Peronosporales; Peronosporaceae. The record is from RefSeq and is a predicted model, not a curated record. Gene Ontology annotation, biological process: translation. Gene Ontology annotation, molecular function: structural constituent of ribosome.